AUAUUUUACUCGCAGAAUUACUAUAUAUUUAUCAACAAAGUAGUUCAUACUACAGCGAUGAAAAAUAUAAAGCGUCGUAUUUAACGCAAACCUUGGUUAAACCAGGGUUAGUUGACACAUGUGCACUUGUAUAAUAUGUCCAAAUGGACAUGUUUUGUGGAAUUCCCCUUCAUUUGGUAAAAUAUUAUCGCAGUGGACCAAGAUCGUCCCUCGUUUUGACAGUCAUUUGCUAUUCGUACUGGAGCUCUAGAAUUUUACUGUUUUUAGUGAUCGAGGUAGAAGAACUGCUUGAAAAUGAAACUUCCAACAUUGAAACAAAAUCAAGCAUGGCAGAAGAGAAACAACGACGCCAGGUUGAAGAUAGCUUGAUGAAAUUGAACGUAGUUGAAGCACCUAGCAUACGCUCGAGAGUUUUGGAUGAGGACUCGUCAACCACUGAAAACAUGAAUGAGUCCAAGCAUGUUUACGACGAUAAAGGCUCUUGCGAGUUGACAUAUUCGUCGUGUUUUUUAAAGGCAACUUUUCAAACGAAGUUUGUGGAGUUGGGUCAUCCUCCAGUUGGAUGUUGCUCUCUAACUGUACCUAAUUUAUUUGGUCAUUCACAGGCAAUGUCUGUUAUUCUAUGCAACACGAAACUCGACUGCGACAUGGCAAAGGAACGCGGAAUUGUCGCAGAAAUUUUAUCUUUCAAACAUUUCGAGGAGGAGCUCAAUUCACUUUUGGCGAGAUCUUCACUAGUUUCUAGACAGUGCCUUCGAGAAACAGACGUUGAUGGUCAACGGUAAUAUACAAGAACUUGAGGAUAAAAAUCACGAGGAACGCGAUUUGUUUCAAAAGUACAUCAGCAACAUGGCAUCGUAAGAAGAUGGUGGACGAGCUUACAGGAAUGGCUUACCAUCCAGGUAUACUUGCGAUCGGACUUAUAGCGCGUGCAAAUAUUUGUUGUACAUAUAGGAUAUUGUGUCCCCCAAUGAUCCGUUUGUAACCUUUACGCAGCGGAAUUUGUAGCGUUGUUGGUGUAAAUCAUUCGUAACUUGAGUUGAAUAACAAAACAUAUUCGUUCAUUUAA
Messenger RNA from Xenia sp. Carnegie-2017, 1069 nucleotides. RefSeq names its product enoyl-CoA delta isomerase 2-like. The record is from RefSeq and is a predicted model, not a curated record. NCBI's taxonomy places the organism in Eukaryota, Metazoa, Cnidaria, Anthozoa, Malacalcyonacea, Xeniidae. The transcript is spliced from 5 exons. Bases 144 to 785 code for a protein of 213 amino acids.